AUGACUGAUCAUUUAUUUAAAAGCAAGACAUUCUCAUCCGUGUACCAGAAAUAUAUGCUUCCUGCGUCCAGUGAGAUCAUGAGUCAGAUUUUUUCAUAUAUGGAAGAGAAGAAAAGUAAACCGUAUGAUACAGCAGUCGAUGUUGGCUGUGGUACUGGGAGAUAUACAUUGCCUCUAGCACCUCAUUUCAAAAGUGUUAUUGGUGUAGACAUCAGCGAAUCUCAACUUGAGGAAGCCAAACAAUUCUGUCCAUUGGAAAAUGUAACUUUCCAGGUGGCUGCUGCUGAGAACUUACCCCUAGAAGAUGCAUCUGUGGACCUUGUGAAUGCAGGACUUGCUGCUCAUUGGUUCAACGUGGAGAAAUUUGUGCAUGAAGCAAUUCGGGUUUUAAAGCCCAAUGGCUGUCUGGCAGUGCAUGCUUGUGGUCCAACUUUUAAAAUACAGGAUGGUCGUAAUGAUCCAGCACUAAACUCCAUCAUAAAACAGUAUAUGGACAAAGUAUCAGAAUAUAACUACAAAAACAACAAUCUUCUGCAUCACCAGUAUGAAGAGGUUUUCAAUGCUAUACCAUUAAAAGACAAGAGGUGGGUUACGGACAUCCCCGUUGUAUUUGAAAUGUCUGUUGGAGAAAUAAUAGGAUUGUUUCAGUCUAUAUACAUGUACCAAGAAUUCCUUAAACAUGAUAAAAAUGAAGCCAUCAGAUUCCUGAAGCAACUGGAACAGAGGUGA
Molecule: messenger RNA, 729 nt
Organism: Pelobates fuscus (common spadefoot toad)
Lineage: Eukaryota; Metazoa; Chordata; Amphibia; Anura; Pelobatidae
Product: putative methyltransferase DDB_G0268948
Exons: 5
Coding region: 1-729 (242 amino acids)
Molecular function (GO): S-adenosylmethionine-dependent methyltransferase activity
Source: RefSeq, a predicted model, not a curated record